UACAUGCUAAAAUGCAUUAAGUAGUUUAAUAAAUGCAUAUGAAUAAUAAUAAACGGAAUUAUCUUUUAAAGAAAACAACCUCUUAGAUGGACGAAAGGUCUGACUCAGGAGAGGAAGGACAAAUUUUACCAGAAGGGAGACGAGACAACGUUGGUGUUGCAUUUUUCUCUUCUAGUGAAGAAAUGGGUUUGAAUAGAAGUAGUAGUGCUGUAGACAGACAUAAUUCCCGAUAUACAGCUUUUAGCGAUGUCGUAUUUAGUCACGGAGAUAUCGUAGGUGGAACAGAUGUAGAUGGUUCACCUCCGAGCUACAGUGAUGCUAUGAAAUAUUUUGUACUUUCACGUGGUCCGAAUUCUGCCGAGGUUAAUGUAAAUGGACCGCCUCCAAGUUACAGAGAUCUGAUAAAUCGCCCUAAGCAUGCACGUGAUACAACCUCUAGCACGGACAACAUGACUCAUGUAAGAAGAACACCCUUUACAGUAUAUGGACGGGUGUGCUCGAUUGUUGGUACUCCAUGUGCCGCACGUCCAUCAGUAUUAUUGUGUGUGAUGCUCGGCGUGCUUUUCCUCGUGGUGGCUGUUGUUACUAUCUUGGUGGUCAUCAUAAACACAACUUAAGGGGCAUCAUGUCUUCAACAUGAAAAAAGAAAUCAUUAAACACGAAUUUGCCUGUUUUUAAAAGGAACUUCAUAUAAAACUCCUUUUAACAAUGCUAAAUUAUUUCUUAUCCUUCUAGUCUCAAAUAAAAGUUAAAAGAUAUAUUUUUACAUGGCAAAGUUCGACUUUAUAUUUCGGUCUUCAAUGUGUCUCAAAAUGCAAUCAUCUUUGACAAUGACAAAUUCGACACUUUGAAAAUAUAAAGUUCAUUUUGCAAGCUGGCUCUAAAGUUUCAUGCUAGCAAGAAAUUCAAAGUGUUUAAUGUUGAAUUUCGAUAUUCGAACUGGCGCAAAGUUCAAAACUAGCUCAAAUGUGAACUUAGAUGUUCAUUUGAAAAGAAUGAAAGUGAAUGAAAUUUAUUGGUUGUAGAGAGAACUUUAAAAUCACUGUGCAUUUUAUAUAGGAUAUAAUAUAAUCCUCUAGAAACUUA
Mercenaria mercenaria is the source of this 1086-nucleotide messenger RNA. RefSeq lists its product as uncharacterized. The record is from RefSeq and is a predicted model, not a curated record. Lineage: Eukaryota; Metazoa; Mollusca; Bivalvia; Venerida; Veneridae. The transcript has 3 exons. Bases 87 to 617 code for a protein of 176 amino acids.